CGCCGCCGCCGCCGCUUCCUGUCCGGUGGCGUUUGCUUCCGGGGCAGGGUCGUCCCUUCAGGAACAUCUGUGGGGGGAGGGCGAGGAAAGGCCUGGCCGGAACGGAGGGGGACUGUUCUUGCCUAAGAUCUAACACGAAGCAGGAAUUCUGGAUCACGUAGAAUCUGCAUCAGUCAUUGAGGCGACACUGAGGAUGGAAGGAGUUGAACUUAAAGAAGAGUGGCAAGAUGAAGACUUUCCAAGACCUCUACCAGAAGAUGACCAUAUUGAUGAUAUGUCAGAUCCUGCUGAAAGAGGGGACCAAACUGAAGUGAAUGGCAACAAAGUUAAGAAGAAACUAUUGGCUCCAAAUAUAAACUUAACUCUGGAUUGCAGUGAAGAAUCAAUUUUGUCUGACUUGGAUGAGAGCGGGGAUAUUGAUCUGGACGAUAUGGACACACCAUCUGAAAAUAGCAAUGAGUUUGAAUGGGAAGAUGAUCUUCCAAAGCCGAAAACUACAGAUGUGAUUCAAAAAGGAUCGUUACAAGAAUAUGCAGCAUCAGAUGAAAAAGAGGAGGAACGGCGAUGGCGGAUGUUCCGGAUUGGAGAACAAGAUCACAGGGUGGAUAUGAAGGCAAUUGAGCCAUAUAAGAAAGUUAUCAGUCAUGGAGGUUAUUAUGGUGAUGGGUUAAAUGCAAUCGUUGUAUUUGCAGUUUGCUUCAUGCCGGAAAGCGGGCAGCCAAACUACAGAUACUUAAUGGAUAAUCUCUUUAAGUAUGUUAUUGGCACACUAGAAUUGUUAGUAGCAGAGAACUACAUGAUCGUUUACCUAAACGGUGCAACAACACGGAGGAAGAUGCCCAGUCUAGGCUGGCUCAGGAAGUGUUACCAACAGAUUGAUAGGAGGUUAAGGAAAAACCUGAAAUCAUUAAUAAUAGUUCAUCCUUCCUGGUUCAUUAGAACACUUCUGGCAAUCACAAAACCUUUUAUUAGCUCAAAAUUCAGCCAAAAAAUCAGAUAUGUCUUUACUUUGGCAGAGCUGGCUGAACUCGUCCCCAUGGAAUACGUUGGCAUACCUGAAUGCAUAAAACAGUAUGAAGAAGAAAAAUUUAAAAAGAAACCCAAAAGGUAUAUGCACAUCUUGAUCAGGGCUGUAUCUAAUCUAGCCAACUUUGCACUGUGCUGAAUGUUGGGCUAUAUUUGGCUUGCUGGGCUGCCUGCUGCUUGUGUGAAUGAAGAUGCACCCGUUGUGCCAUCGUGUGUGGGGGUGUCUCUGGCUAGCUUAUGCUGUGCUGUUCACAUAAUGUUGUGCAAAUGGUUCGUUGCUUCAGAAGGAAGCCGAGCAGCCAAAAGGCUAAAGCAUUUGCUGUCUAAUUAUAGCGCUAAUUGUCAAACCUAGAACUACAACAAUUUUCCGCUUUAGGAAGUUGGAGAGCGAUUGCUGCAAAAUACAUUCUUAAUUCUAGGUGGAGAGUGACUGUGACUCAGCAGUCACUGAAGUUCAAAAUGGCUUUAAUUUGCAUUGUCACAGUCUAAACUGGCUGAACACCAUAAAGGGGAGGAGGGCCUUGUGCUGCCUGCAUUUGCUAUGUCUUUUUCUUUUUUUCUUUUGUCUUAUCAAUGCAUGCUGGGGUUCUCUGGUGCUCAAGAAGUGCAUGGCCUGCUAAUAAACGUAUCUCAGCAACUUCUUCACUUCACAAAAUAUUGUCCAGUCCAGAGCACCAACUGCUACUCUUGCCACUAACAAUUUCACUUGAUCCAGAAUGUGCCCAUGCUGUAUAAUGAUUCCAAAUGCCUAUUUGUGAAGAUGAUUUUUUUUUUGGGGGGGGGUUGUUCCCUUGCAAAGAAGGGAGCAAACUGCUAUUUAGCAAGACAGACCUACUCUCUCUUCAGAGCUAUAUCACAAAACAAAAGGAUAAACCUGGGAAGGGAGUAUGUGUACAUCAGGAUUCUGAAACAGAUUGCAAAGAUGCUUUCCCACAUUUAAUUCAACCCUUUGUAGUAUUAGACGGAAUUUGCGCAGCC
This is a messenger RNA of Podarcis raffonei (Aeolian wall lizard), 2004 nucleotides long. It is a transcript of the gene BNIP2, whose product is annotated as BCL2 interacting protein 2. The transcript is spliced from 10 exons. Gene Ontology annotation, cellular component: cytoplasm. Gene Ontology annotation, biological process: apoptotic process. NCBI's taxonomy places the organism in Eukaryota, Metazoa, Chordata, Lepidosauria, Squamata, Lacertidae. Bases 194 to 1165 code for a protein of 323 amino acids. The record is from RefSeq and is a predicted model, not a curated record.